AAUCAGAAAUGACUUCUACCCCAUUUAUCUGAAAACCCUACUCACCAUAUAUAUUUGAUUUCCAGUUCACACCUUCUUCAAGCGGUCCAGCUCUUAGUGGCAAUUCUGUUGCUUUGGUUGAUGCUGAAACUGUCUACGUUAAAGUAGAACUUUCAGUAAGGAGACCUCUCAGUCCUACCAGAGUUGGUUAAAGAACAAGUGCAGUUGAUCUUCCGCAUGAUGAAGAACCUUGGUAUUGCAGGGAUUGUACUGGCAGCGGUGUCUAUAGGGUACCUUUUAAACACCCCUAUACCACCCGACCUAGCAGAACCUUUGUAUUUCAGACUCUUUGUUGCUGGACUCAAAGUUACAGAUAUUCUGACUGCGUUGACCAUGUCCCUUCUGCCGUCCGACCCCAACCUUCACGUUCGUGCUCUGCGCUCCAUCAUAGAGAUAGGGCUCCCUGAUCCAAGCCAGCAGGCCAUCGGUUCGAAUCUCACGGCACGGUACACCAAUUUCGACGGCAUCCGCGUUCUCGUCUACGAGCCCGUUCACCGCCCCGACUCGCCCAUUCCGGCUCUGGUUUACUUCCAUGGAGGUGGAUAUGCUCUUGGAAGCACCAAACUCCAUGGUUAUCUGACGAGACAUUUGGCAGAAAGACUGAACAUAGUACUUGUCUCGGUUAACUAUCGACUAGCUCCCGAGCACCCCCUCCCAGCUGGUCCCGAUGACGGCGUCGUAGCAACAAGAUACCUCAUGCAGCACGCCGACGAGUUCGGCAUCGACCCUCAUCGCAUUAUUGUGGCUGGAGACAGCGCUGGUGGUCAUCUCGCGACCAUCGUCACCCAUCGAAUCCACGAUGACAGCAGUCUACCCGACCUCAAGCUCCAAGUCCUCUUCUACCCCUGGCUCCAAGCGUUGCACUUCCACACCCCAUCCUACCAGCUCUAUCAUCACACAUUCGGGGAACUUGGAUUGUCCAGAAGCAAGGUUGUGGGUUUUGUUGCUUACAAUAUCAUCCAGAGACUAGAUGCCGACUUCGAGAGGAAGGUGAUGAGGAACAUGCAUAUGAGCCCCGAAUUCAAGAGGUCAGCUCAAUUUCAAAUGGUCUUCGAUCAUAACAUCAUUCACGAAAAGCUUGCGAAUGUAUCUCUCAAUCAGGAUAUAACGGACCUUGAUUCCUCGUAUACAUCGUAUCCAUUCGAUUCGCUCUCCGACUCGAUCCCGAAAGCGACAUUCCUCUCCUCGCUGGCACUGUCGCCAUCGACACUCUUAUCAUCAGUGAUACCCUUGCCAACCGAUUACCAGACUCCACUCUUAUCAUACGAGCCCUUAGAUGCGUUCGAACCCGGUAACGAGACAUACUGGGCCGAGAUCCAGCACCAUUUUCUUGAAGGGAUGUCGCCCCUUUUGAGGGAAGACAUGACUGGCCUUCCAAAAGCUUUCAUCGCCACUGCAGAUCAGGACGUUCUCCGGGACGAUGGCAUCUUUUACUCCCAUGCUCUGGAGCAAGGGGGCGUGGAAGUGGAUUGGAUCAACUACAGAGGGGCGUGGCAUGGUAUGGCUGAUCUUGGUAUCCGUAGAGGUCUUCCCAUUGGUAUCAAGAUGGUAGAAGAUGCCAUUGCAUUCAUCCAAGACAAUAUUUGAUGCUUAUAUCAUCUUGCUUGCGUAAUUUCAUCAUACUAGUGAGGGGUACACAUGGUGUCACAAUAAAGAUACGUGGCUUUGGUCAUGUUGGAGAGUUCACUUCAGAAGGGCCAGUACACUUUACUGUACCAAGGAUUCUUGGAUACCUGGUGUUUGGACUGGUCUAGUCUCUCCAUUUGUAUAAGGGCGAACGAAGAUUAUGUUGAAGCCAUUCGCGACAGUGUUCUUCUUUAUCGUUUUGUUGAUUAGUUAUAAUAGACACCCAUUCUCUUGAAAGAGAGAGUCUAAACUAAACAUGGUACGUAAAAAAGAACGAUAGGGACAAUGUAGAUGCAUGGUAUAUGACCGUUGGAUGGCUCAGAGUUCUGAUCAUGGGUUUGUCCAGAGAAGCAGGGGAAGCAGGUUUAUUCUUAUAAGUAUCCGUGUUCGCAUGGAGGAACAUGUAACUGACCAAACGCUCAUUCUCAUCUCUCUUGUUUGUGCAUCCCGCAUUCUCUUGCAUCGGUCUUUCAAGUAAAUUGUAUUUGUGGAACAUUGAUGCAAAAGCAGGGGGCGUGGCAUUUAGUAGCUGGCAUUACAGACCAAUAGGAGGUAUUGCAUUGUUCUUUUGAACUAAUAUGGAAAUAUUUGACGUUCAUUAUUCUUCUUGAAUCCUAUCAAUUAGAACCAUGUCUAAGAUAUAUUGGGGUAAGGAUGUGGAGAGGAAUCAAGUAAAACGGGGAAAGACGCCGAUGGGAGCCGUAUAAGAUAAUUACUAUGUGUAUCCUUGAGAUGUAUUUAGUUCAUGUGUGAAGCAUGAUACAGUGAUUGAUGAAGCCAAAACGAAAUAUUAUGUAAAUACUACAAAGACUACUAUGUGUAGGCCUAUAUAUGUUAAUACAUAAUAAAAUAUGUGUUCCAUAAUGUAAAUAUUUAUUAAAAGGUGCUAUAUUGAAUCAAUUAUAACCAUAAAUUACGUUUGCUUAUGUAACGAGAUUCAUUUUGAAAUAAAACCAAUAAUGACAAUAAAAAUUCUUUUUCUAGGGGGGAGGGGCUUGACAAGUCUCUCCAUUUGUAUGAGGGCGGUCGAAGAUUAUGUUGAAACAAUUCAAGAUAACAUCCUUCUUUAUCGUUUUAAUAAAUGAGUCUAAACAUGGUAAAAACGACAGAUAGGGACCGUGCAUUGUACAUGACUGUGUUGGAUAGCUCAGAGCCCUGAUAAUGGGUUUGUCCCGAGAAGCAGGUUUAUCAUGUUCAUUCUUAUAAGUAUCCUUGUUCGCAUGGAGGAACAUGUAAUUGUCCAGAUGCUCAUUCUAAGCUCUCUUGUUUGUGCAUUUCCGCAUUUUAUUUCAUCGGUCCUUCAUGUAAAUUGUAUUUAUGUAACAUUGAUGCAAAAGGGGGCGUGGUAUUUAGUAGCUGGCAUUACAGUCCUCUAUGAGGUAUUGCAGUGUGCUUUUGAACGAAUAGGGAAAUAUUUGACUUUCAUUAUUCUUCUUGAAUCCUAUAAAUUAGAACCAUGUAUUUGAUGUAUUGGGGUGAGGAUGUUGAAAGGAAUCAAGCAAAACGGGGAAAGACGCCAAUUGGAGCGGUUUUGGUAUUUGCAUCCUCGUGAUGUAUUUAGUUCAUGUGUGACCCAUGAUACAGUGAUUGAUGAAGCCAAAUGGUCACGAAACGUACUCUGUAAAUAUCACUCUGGGUAUAUAUGUUAAUAAAUAAAAUAUCUGUUCCAUAUUGUAUUAAAAGGUGCUAUAUUGAAUCCAUUAUAACAAUGUGUGUGAUUAUGUAACGAUAUUUAUUUUGAAAUAAAACCAACAAUGACAAUAUUUUUUUUUCUGGGGGGACUUUACAAGUCUUUCCAUUUGUAUAAGGGCGGUCGAAGAUUAUGUUGAAACAAUUCAAGAUAACAUCCUUCUUUAUCGUCUUAGUGAAUGAAUCUAAACAUGGUAAAAACGACAGAUAGGGACCAUGCAUUGGAUAUGACUGUGUUGGAUAGCUCAGAGCCCUGAUAAUGGGUUUGUCCCGAGAAGCAGGGGGUUUAUUCUUAUAAGUAUCCUUGUUCGUAUGGAGGAACAUGUAACUGACCAGAUGCUCAUUCUCAUCUCGCUUGUUUGUGCAUCCCGCAUUCUCUUGCAUCGGUCUUUCAUGUAAAUUGUAUUUAUGUAACAUUGAUGUAAAAGGGGCGUGGUAUUUAGUAGCUGGCAUUGCAGUCCUAUAUGAGGUAUUGCAUUGUUCUUUUGAACGAAUAGGGAAAUAUUUGACUUUCAUUAUUCUUCUUGAAUCCUAUAAAUUAGAACCAUGUAUUUGAUGUAUUGGGGGUGAGGAUGUAGAAAGGAAUCAAGCAAAACGGGGAAAGACGCCAAUUGGAGCGGUAUUGGUAUUUGCAUCCUAGUGAUGUAUUUAGUUCAUGUGUGAACCAUGAUACAGUGAUUGAUGAAGCCAAAUGGUCACGAAACGUACUCUGUAAAUAUCACUCUGGGUAUAUAUGUUAAUAAAUAAAAUAUCUGUUCCAUAUUGUAAAUAUUGUAUUAAAAGGUGCUAUAUUGAAUCCAUUAUAACCAUGUGUGUGCUUAUGUAACGAGAUUUAUUUUGAAAUAAAAACAACAAUGACAAUAAUUUUUUCCUUGGGGGGGGGGGAACUUUACAAGUCUUUCCAUUUGUAUAAGGGCGGUCGAAGAUUAUGUUGAAACAAUUCAAGAUAACAUGCUUCUUUAUCGUCUUAGUGAAUGAGUCUAAACAUGGUAAAAACCGACAGAUAGGAAACAUUCAUUGCACAUGACUGUGUUGGGUAGCUCAGAGCCCUGAUAAUGGGUUUGUCCCGAGAAGCAGGUUCAUCAUGUUCAUUCUUAUUAUGAGUAUCCUUGUUCGCAUGGAGGAACAUGUAAUUGGCCAGAUGCUCAUUCUAAGCUCUCUUGUUUGUGCAUUUCCGCAUUUUAUUUCAUCGGUCUUUCAUGUAAAUUGUAUUUAUGUAACAUUGAUGUAAAAGGGGCUUGGUAUUUAGUAGCUGGUAUUGCAGUCCUAUAGGAAGUAUUGCAGUGUGCUUUUGAACUAAUAGGGAUAUAUUUGACAUUCAUUAUUCUUCUUCAAUCCUAUCAAUUAGAACCAUGUCUUAAGAAUAAGGAUAUAGAGGGGACUAAAAUAAAACUGGACAAAAACGCCAAUUGGAGCGGUAUAGGAUGAUUGGUAUUUGUCUCAAAGAGAUGUAUUUAGUUUAUUUUGUAAACCAUGAUACAGUGAUUGAUGAAGCCAGAUUGUCACGAAAUGAACUCUGUAAAUAUUACUCUGUGUAUAUAUGCUAAAAAUAAGAUAAUUUUGUGUUCCAUAUUGUAAAUAUCGCAUUAAAAGGUGCUAUAUUGAAUCCAUUAUAACCAUGUGUGUGCUUAUGUAACGAGAUUUAUUUUGAAAUAAAACCAACAUCUGAC
Molecule: messenger RNA, 5024 nt
Organism: Lytechinus pictus (painted urchin)
Lineage: Eukaryota; Metazoa; Echinodermata; Echinoidea; Temnopleuroida; Toxopneustidae
Product: neutral cholesterol ester hydrolase 1-like
Exons: 4
Coding region: 217-1626 (469 amino acids)
Molecular function (GO): lipase activity
Source: RefSeq, a predicted model, not a curated record